AUAAGCUAUAAGGGAGCCACUCAUAUCUCCAAUUCCCAUGGCGACCCUAUCUUCCCCUCCUCCUCCAUCCGUACUCUCUUCCUCCACCGCCAAUUCUAAAACCCCACAUCUGAAACCACGGCUACUCUUCUUCCCCAAACCGCUAGCCACCGCUCUAACCACCGCUUUAGCCACCUCCACAUUGAUCCUAACCUCCCCUCCCUCCUCUAUCGCCUCCUCAACAUACAGCAUCUACUACGGCACCGCCGCCAGUGCAGCCAACUACGGAGGAUACGGUGGAAACUCCGACAAGAAAGCCUCCGCCGAGUACGUGUACGACGUCCCCGAGGGAUGGAAAGAGCGUUUAGUUUCGAAAGUGGAAAAGGGCACCAAUGGGACAGACAGCGAGUUCUACAAUCCGAAGAAGAAACAAGAGAAGGAGUACUUAACAUUCUUGGCAGGAUUCAGACAGAUGGCUCCAAAAGACGUGAUCUUGAACAACUUGGCUUUAUCAGACGUGGAGUUGCAGGAUUUGAUCGCCGGAGCCGACAGCUUAGUUUCGGAGGAGAAGAAGGACGAGAAUGGACAGCUUUAUUAUGUGUACGAGAUCGAUGGAAUCGGUAAGCAUAGUUUGAUAUCGGUGACUUGUGCAAAGAACAAGCUUUAUGCUCAUUUCGUUAACGCUCCGGCGCCGGAGUGGAAACGCGACGAGGAGACUUUAAGGCACAUUCAUGAGUCUUUCAAGACUGUUGGAUCGUCUUGAAUUCUCUCUCUCUCCCUCUCUCUCUCCCCUUCUGUUUGUAUGAGGCAUUGGCGUUGUUCGUC
Hibiscus syriacus is the source of this 804-nucleotide messenger RNA. Its product is annotated as thylakoid lumenal 19 kDa protein, chloroplastic. The transcript has a single exon. The record is from RefSeq and is a predicted model, not a curated record. The coding region runs from base 38 to 742 and encodes 234 amino acids. NCBI's taxonomy places the organism in Eukaryota, Viridiplantae, Streptophyta, Magnoliopsida, Malvales, Malvaceae.